Messenger RNA from [Candida] anglica, 3525 nucleotides. The record is from the annotation of a GenBank genome assembly. Lineage: Eukaryota; Fungi; Ascomycota; Pichiomycetes; Serinales; Debaryomycetaceae.
UGUAUAGAAUGCACAAUAUUUAUUCAGGAGCAUUUAUAUAUCAAACGAAAUCUACUUCCUUGAGGAUAAAUUCAAACCCUAAAUUAACAACGUCAUUCUUUACAACGACACAAACUAAUUCUAUCAGCCCAUCCGAACGGUAAUUAAGGUCUAUACUUGCAUACAACUCAUAUCGGUUGUACAAAAAUAAAAUUAAAAGUUUUUUUAGUCAAACAGAUUCAAAGAACGUGAGAUUAGACCAAACUUGGUAUAGUUUUUCCAUUUGAUCUCCCACCUUAAUUAAAUUGUUUUAUUCUUUUUUUUUUUUUUUUUUAGCAUUAUAUUUUAUUUGGGGGGUCCUUCUAGGAAUAGAGUACAGCCCUGAACAUAUAGAUUAAUCAGAGAAAAACAAAAAAACAAGAAUAGAACAGGGAAUUAGAGAACUGGACAACUAGUAGUGGGAUUGAUUGGAAAUAGAAAAGAGCUAGACAUUAAGUAUGUCAUCUCAGAAACCCAAGAAGAAUAGCAGGGUAAAGCAAGCUUGUGAUUUCUGUAGAUCGAGAAAGGCAAAAUGUGAUGGGAAAGAACCAGUGUGUUCUGCUUGUGUGAGUAACCCUGGCGGUUGUACCUACACAAAUUCACAUAAGAGAAGAGGAUUACCGAGUGGUUAUACCCAUGAUCUUGAACGUAAGGUACUUGUAUUUCAAGCUGUAUUUGCUGAUAUUCUUUGUGAUGGAAAUGAGAUUGCUAAAUUUCUCAAGGGUAAGCUCGAGAAUUGCUUGUUACCUAAUUCAAAAGAUAACAUUAUAACAAGGUUUGGAAUGCUACAAACUAAGUGGGACCAAACAGAAUCUUCAAAAUUAGUUGAUAUGUUUGUGAUUCAGAACAGUAGUGUCAUUCAAACUGCAAAGAAAUCAACCAAGGGCUUAACUCCACAUGAAGCGUUGGAGGGCUAUAAAUCUUCCCUAGAGGCGAUCACCCCACCAAAACACGUUGAGCAUCCACAGCGACCCUUAAAACAGGAAAAUACCACCCACGUGGAUAUACCGACAAAUGGUGGUGCUAAUAUUCCAAUGAAUAAUUCAAUGAUACCUAUGUCAAAUUCACAACUUGUUACAAAUACCCCUGGUACCUUGUCUAGCACCACCAAUGUUGCCCCUGGUACCUCCACCAAUAAAUCAACUGGAAUUGUAUCUACAUCUGGAAAUGUAUCUGCGACUUCCCAGGCAUUUAAUUCCCUCUUGAGUAACCCACUCUUCAAUGUCAGUAAUGGAUCACUUGUGCAAGAUUACAACUUGUUAAAUGACCCUUCAUUUUUCUUGAAAGAUGACAUCUUCCAAUUUAUCACUGAUGAAUUGGACACUGCCAAGGAUAAUUGGGAACCUAUUGCAUUACAAUACCAUGGAGUAUCGUCGCUUAUACUGGGAUUCACCUCAAGAUCUAUCCAACAAUACAACAACACUCUUACUUUUUCUUCUAAAAAGCCAUUCAGAGUUGGAUCAAUCUUCAAUAUCUCAUCAUCAGCCAUUACAGCAGCUAUAGAAAAUACCAUCAAAUUACCCUUGGAGAUUUUUGAGUUCCCUGAAGAUAUUAAAACUCUUGUUGAUCGUUAUUUUGUCAUUUACCAUCCCUGGUUCCCCAUGCUUAAUCGACUUUCAAUCAUGAGACAAGUUCAACAUUUACAAUCCCUUCGAAUGAAUUCAUCAUCUUCACCCACUUUCCAGGCAUCAGAUUGUAAUCUUAUUGCCUUAGUGUGGGCAAUUAUGGCGUUGGGUAAAAUGGGGUCUUCACCUCAAGAUACUUCAAGUACUGUUUGUGCUUCUUUUGCUAAAAAUUGUAUUAAAGCUUUGGAAAACUCACCCACUUCCACUAUUGAAACUAUUCAAACCAUGGUUAUUCUUGGAUUAUUUUAUUAUCAAUCUGGUGAUUGGGAUUAUUCUUGGGUCCUUAUAUCAUCUGGUACUAGAAUGGCCAUCGAUGUACGACUUAUGUCUCGAGCAGUAAGUGAUGAACAAUUAAAUAACCCCACAUCUUCUCAAAAAUUCGAUCUGGCUUCAUUGAAUAAUAUCAAUCGUGAAAGGACCUGGUCUUGUAUUUAUAUGCUAAAUACUUUACUUUCUUCUAGAAUGGGUCGUUCACCCUUGGUGAGAGCGAUGGAUUGGCCAAUUCCUAAAGUUAGUGAAGAUGGUUGGGAAGAAUGGGAAGCAUGGAAUUCAUAUCAUUCACCAAAUGUUUUAAAGUUGGAUUGUGGUAGAUGUUUACUGACAUUUAAUCAACUUAUUAAAGUCGUUUCCAUUUGGAAUCUUGCCCUUACAAGUACCAUAGAUAUGUCGGAACAUACAUUGGUUGAUGAUCAAGAUGAAACUGAGAUUUAUAAGAUUCCUAGACCAGAAAGUAAGGCAAGAAAACUUGGUCAUAAUACUCAUACCUUGGCUUAUUUCCAGAAAAGAUUGUCCGAUUGGCUUAAAGAUUUACCUGAUUAUUGUUUACUUGAACAUUAUCUGGAUAUGAGUAAAGUUCCUCCAUUUGUGGCAUUUUUACAUCUUGCCUAUGCCACUACUUGGUGUAUACUUGCUGUACGGUUGAGUGAACUUAGAAAGAGUCUUUCCAACUCUGUUAAAGAACAGGUUAUUGAAAUCAGAGACCAACAAUAUUCUAUGGCUAUAUUAUUAAUAAAGCGAAUCAUUACCAAGGCUUCUUUCAAUAAUCUUAAAGAUUAUCCAUUUAUGGAUUACUUUUUAAUCUUGGGAUUUUCAUUUCCUAAAAUGAUGAAAUUCGAAGGCGUUGAUACAACCACUCAUAUUCGAGAUUUCAAAAAGCUUCUCACACAUGGAUCCACAUUGACUGUUCCAUGUAUGAUAGCCUUGAAUGUGUACAAUAUAAUGAUUGAUGAUGACUCAGGGGUAGUCACAUCCACCUCGAAUAAAAAAAGACGUUUAGAAAUAGACUUUAAAGAAUCUGAAUUGAAAAAUCAGAAACUUUCAAGAACAUACAAAAGAACAAAUCCUCAAAGUACAGCUGGCUUUUCCCAAUCCAGUUCUAUAUCUUCUCCUAUGAGUAUAACAUAUGGUGGAUCUGCCAAUUCUUCUUCGGUCAACACUCCUUUCAACUUACUUCUGAAAGGUGGAUCCCCAAUGCAUACUUUUGAAUAUCGACGCAAUUUGGACACUUUUAUGAUUGAUCUUAACCCCAAAUGUCUCCCGCGUAGACAACAACAAUUCCAACAAAACUUGGGUUAUUUGUUUUCCAAUGAGGUAAAAAUUGAAAAUCAAGACUCCUUUGAUAUUCCCCAAUCUCAUAUGGGGGGCGGUGAAAUAUUGGCCCAAAACCUUGUUAUUCCUUCUCGAAUGCAACCAAUACCUCAAGUGUUCCCGAAAAAUAAUGCUUAUGUUACAAAGGCUAUGACAGGACAACACAACCAAUUUCAACAUCAAUAAAUGAUGCUACAUAAUAUUCAAUUGUGUGUGUAAUCAUAUAUAUAUUUAUUUAUAUAUAAAAGAAUUUAACGUUUUCAAUGACACUCCAAAUUUUAAAAUUGUAAUUUUU